Miscanthus lutarioriparius is the source of this 627-nucleotide messenger RNA. The record is from the annotation of a GenBank genome assembly. Lineage: Eukaryota; Viridiplantae; Streptophyta; Magnoliopsida; Poales; Poaceae.
AUGGCCGCGAAGGCAGCAGACCACGUGGGCAGCAGGGAGGAGUUGGAGGUGUCAGUGGAGGCGGGCAACCUCGCCGACGACGACGCCAUGCGGCUAGACGACGACGGGCGGCCGCGGCGGACGGGCACCGUGUGGACGGCGAGCGCGCACAUCAUCACGGCGGUGAUCGGCGCCGGCGUCCUGUCCCUUGCGUGGGCGAUGGCGCAGCUGGGCUGGGCGGUGGGCACCGCCAUGAUGCUGCUCUUCGCCGGCAUCAGCUACUACACCUCCACGCUGCUCGCCGAGUGCUACCACUGCGGCGCCGGCGACCCGGAGUCGGACGCCGGGACCGGGAAGCGCAACUACACGUACACGGAGGCCGUGCGCAGCAUCCUCGGCGGCGCCAAGGUCAGGCUCUGCGGCGUCAUCCAGUACGCCAACCUCGUCGGCAUCGCUAUCGGAUACACCAUCGCCGCCUCCAUUGUUGGAACUCGACGCAGCUGCGCGGCCUGGAACGCGAACACCGACGACGGCGCGGUGACCGUGGCGAGAGCUAGGGCUGAGACAGAUGUAAAACUUACGAGGAAGAUGAGAAUUAGGUACUGCCAACGUUACAGCCCUUUGAGUCCUUUGUUCAUGUUUAUAUAA